AACGAAGACUCAUCCAAUCGUAUUCCUCAUCAUGCUUGUUCAUAUGCUGAACCGCAAUUAUAGUCGUCUUUAAAUUCGUUUCUUUUUCUUCAAAAGCUUAAACUUUUUUCUUCCUUGCCUCGUUCUUUCCGUUUGUCUUCGAAAUCUCGAUCCAAUCGACCAGUCUUUAGAUUGAUUUCGAUCUUUCAUCCUUGUUAAAUCUUCGAUUAUAGGCUCAGAAUCUCUAAUUCUGCAUUUCUUUAUAUUGAAUUAAAGAUGACUGUAGCAGUUCUAAGCCCUCAAGACGUUCUGAAAGAGAACCGAUUCUCUAAGCAGCCGUUGAUCCCUAAAAACUCCUACCCUAAUUCGAACAGGCCCAACCGGACGCAGUCGAACCGGAGGAAGCGAAGUCCGCCACGGAAUCAAAACACGUCGCCUCCGUCCCGAGGCGAGGUGGUGGCCCCUAAACUCUCGGCGAAAAACAACCUAGUGAUGGGUCAAGUCAAGAUCCUUAAACGUGGGGAGGAACUCACCAAAACAACGCCGGUUCAGGCACCAGAGCCUGUGAAAAAGACUGCCGAGAAUCGUCCAGAUCCAGAUCUGGGAUCAACGGAGAGGUUGGGACCUGAUCCCCAGUCGGUACCGAUUCUUAACCGACUCACUGAGUCGAAGGACCGAGUUUUGUCUUUUUAUGCCGGAUCAGCUUUUAUUACCUCUCCGCCUCCUAGUUCGCUUCCCUUACCUGCGUUUUUCACGAAGAAGACCGUCACCGCCGUCAAACAUGACGACGCAACGAGUGAUUUGAGGAGGAUUUUGAAGCUUGACAUGUUGUGAAACCUGAAGUCAGAAACAGUAUAAAAUGGAAUUAUUUGGGUUCUCUGAUUAUCGGUCAGAUCCCUUAUUUUUUCAAGGGGAUAAAGACCGAAUUGGCUAACUCAACUUGGCAAUUAGUAGUGGUAAUGGUAAUUUGAGUAGUUUUUUCUUAAAGGUUUGUGAUAAUGGUAGUGGGUUGAUCAAAAGUUGUAUGUAUAGUUUAAAGUUUAGAGGUUUAGUUUUAAGGGGUUUGUGAAAGAAAUGGAGAUGUGGGUUUAUUUUCUUUGCUUGUGGGUAGUUGAUGAUUAUGAAGAAGUUAUAGAUAUUAUGUUGUAUCUGUGCUUUUUGUAAUCUUGUUAGGGGUAUGAUUUAUGUAUAUGUAGUCGCUUUAAUUUCGAAAUAAAGAACUUUAGUUAUGUUA
This is a messenger RNA of Mangifera indica (mango), 1213 nucleotides long. RefSeq lists its product as uncharacterized. The transcript has a single exon. The coding region runs from base 256 to 813 and encodes 185 amino acids. The record is from RefSeq and is a predicted model, not a curated record. Lineage: Eukaryota; Viridiplantae; Streptophyta; Magnoliopsida; Sapindales; Anacardiaceae.